CAAGCUGCAAGUGCUUUCAGAGAUCCAAAAGCCCCAGAAAUAUAUCAAUCGAUUCCUCCUAGACUCUCCCUUUUCUAAUUUUACCUUAUCCUUUCUUAUAACCCCAAACCCACCCCCACUCUCCUCCUCUCGCUUCCAUAAUCUUAAGAGAAAUGAUUUACCUCAAUGCUGCAUUCGUGCGCACCGCAGUCAUAAUCGCCCUUCUUGUCUGCUUGGUUCAGGCCGUUCCGGCUCCACACGCUGAAUUAACACUCCACGACGGCACUGAGAUUCCAGAUGGGAAAGAAUUCAUCAAAUGCAUGAAGCAUAAGUCCCCCGGCUUUCCGGACGAAGAUGCCACGGAUAAUGCAGUUAUCAAAGCAUGCGUGGGUGAAGAGCGACCGAAGCGACAUGCUGAUAGAGCCUCGGUCCCUCUUCGCGACGACAAAAACCCGCAAACACAUUGGGUCGAGUCCAACUUCAUGAAGUGCAUGAAGAAGAAACAUCCCAAUUUUCCGAAUGAGAAAGUCACAAAUGCGAGUUCUAUUUUUGAAUGCGAGGGUAUGGAGCAUGGGAAACGAAGUGUCGACCGUGGCCUAAUCUCCCGCAGUCUCAGAAUCGAUAUCCUUGGAAAAUCCCUUACGUUCAAAGCCGAGUGUGGCGAGGAAGAGAUUCCAAAAAAUUUCAAGGAAGCUGGACCGUUCCGCUCUGAAGCCGGGAAGUGGUGUGAUAAGAUGAAAAAGGAUGUGCUCGAUAAAGGUGCAACCACACUCAGCGAGACCUUAUCUGAUGCCGUCACCAAAGAGGCUUCUUGGUUUUACCGGAAUAAGAAAGUUGUGCUCACAUUGGCACUUGCUAUUUCACCACAGGGCGAGGCACUCCUCCGAGAUAAGGAGGGAGCAGAUGAGGCCUAUGACAAAUGGUGUAAAGUUGCUUUUGAACAGUUUGGCACCAAAGGCAAAGGAUGCACUAAGGAACUUGGUUAUUAUAAGGACAAAAUCCCAUUCCUCUGGAUCCCGAUAGGGAGUGCCACCACCACAACAGUAACCGACGGAUUCAUGAACUUUAUGGAGAAGCAGACAAUGAUUGGAAGCCUAGCAGUUGAUUGGUCACGGCCUUAAAAGAUAUAGCUAAGAUGCUCAAUCCUUUUUCUUCAAAUAUCCUUUGAAAGGACUUUGUUUAUGAUGUGAAGUCAAAUUGCUUUUCCUUUGGAAAUUGGUUGCCUCCCUAACACAGUUUGGAAAGGAGAAAUAAAAAGGCUUUUUGUGAUCUUGAUGCUGCAAUUUUGGACCUAUUGUUAGCUGCUGUCUUCUGUUAACUUGUCUCCACCUGUAUAUCACCU
Coccidioides posadasii C735 delta SOWgp is the source of this 1321-nucleotide messenger RNA. RefSeq lists its product as uncharacterized. The record is from RefSeq and is a predicted model, not a curated record. Lineage: Eukaryota; Fungi; Ascomycota; Eurotiomycetes; Onygenales; Onygenaceae.